UCCCGAUUUCCCCGCUGCAUUAUGUUAACACUCCCGUCCCCAAGGCCUCGCCUUGUGAGCUGCACUCCCUGUCUCAGUCUCCCCUUUAACUUUACCCUUUCCCCCAGAAUCGCUUUCCCACUGUUCAAUUCACACUCUCACUCAUCUCCUCCUCCUCCUUCCUUCCUUCCUUCCUUCCUUCCUCUUCCUCAGUCCUCUCUCCAAGGCCGAGCUGGGUCUCUCUCGGAAGCUGUAAAAAGGUAAGCUUUCUGCCGAGGAAACCCCAACUCUGCCCACUUGCUCCACUCCAACGGUCAAAAUUUUUGGCACCUUUCCUCGAGGGGAAGAUGAUUUCCCUGGUUCUUUUCCUGCUCUUGCUCUGCAACCCGUCUGCUCUAGUGAGCUCCUUGAAUGGUGAAGGCAAUGCUCUGUUAUCGUUCAAGCAGUCGAUUUACUCUGACCCAGAAGGGUCUCUCAGCAACUGGAACUCCUCCGACGAGACACCCUGUUCGUGGAAUGGGAUUACUUGCAAGGAGCAGAGAGUGGUGUCCUUUAGCAUUCCCAAGAAGAAGCUCUACGGGCUUCUAUCUCCCUCUCUCGGGUCUCUCUCCGACCUCCGCCAUGUCAACUUGAGGAACAAUAAGCUGUUCGGGGCGUUGCCAUUGGAGCUCUUUCAAGCUCGGGGGCUGCAAAGUUUGGUCCUUUAUGGGAAUUCGCUCUCCGGGUCUUUGCCAAACGAGAUUGGCAAGCUCAGCUACCUUCAGACUCUUGCUUUGUCGCAGAAUUCGUUCAACGGCUCGUUCCCCUCCUCGAUUUUCCAGUGCAAGAGGCUCAGAACCCUUGAUCUCGGUGAGAACAACUUCACCGGUCCUCUCCCGAGCGGGUUCGGGCCUAACUUGUUUUCUCUUGAGAAGCUCGACCUCUCAUUCAAUAGGUUCAAUGGAUCAAUUCCUGGUGAUAUAGGGAACCUGUCUAGCUUGCAGGGGACUGUUGAUUUGUCUCAUAAUAUGUUCAGUGGGUCAAUCCCUGCUAGCCUCGGGAACCUCCCCGAGAAGGUUUACAUCGACCUUACUUACAACAACUUGAGCGGUCCGAUACCUCAAAAUGGUGCUCUCAUGAACAGAGGGCCAACUGCAUUUAUCGGUAAUCCCGGGCUAUGUGGCCCCCCAUUGAAGGACCCCUGUUCGGAUGCUGUGGCCUCUCCUUCCUCAUACCCGUUCUUGCCGAGCAAUUACCCUCCUCAGAACCCGGAUGAUUCAUCAAGAAAGAGUGCAAAAUCUCGAGGUUUAAGCAAGAGCGCUGUGAUCGCCAUAGUAAUUGGUGAUGUGAUCGGGAUUUGCCUUGUGGGGUUGCUCUUCUCGUACUGUUACUCACGCGUUUGCGCCUGUGGUAAGGAAUAAUGAGAUGAGAAUUAUUAUGGAUUGACAAGGUCGGAAGGCCAGUAAGAACCGUGCUUCAGAAAGACUCAGAGACCUUGCUCUGAUGUGGUGCAAGUGCUCCAGCAGUGCUGCUUUGAUCUCGAUGAACUGCUCAAAGCGUCUGCAUUCGUUCUAGGGAAGAGUGGGAUAGGGAUCGUGUACAAAGUAGUGCUCGAAGGUGGACUCACUCUAGCUGUGAGAAGAUUAGGAGAAGGUGGGUCUCAGAGGUUUAAGGAGUUUCAGACUGAAGUGGAAGCAAUAGGAAAGUUGAGGCACCCGAAUAUUGUCACUCUUCGGGCAUAUUACUGGUCCGUCGACGAGAAGUUGCUAAUUUACGACUACAUUCCUAAUGGAAGCCUCGCCACUGCACUUCAUGGAAAAGCGGGAAUGAUAUCAUUCACCCCCUUACCAUGGUCAGUCCGACUGAAAAUCAUGAAAGGAGUCGCCAAAGGUCUGGUCUAUCUCCAUGAGUUCAGCCCCAAAAAGUACGUCCAUGGAGAUCUGAAGCCGAACAACAUCCUCCUUGGACAAAACAUGGAGCCUCGUAUAUCUGAUUUUGGUCUCGGCCGCCUUGCUAAUAUUGCUGGUGGGUCGCCUACCCUGCAAUCCAAUCGGAUGGCUCCUGCCUCAGACCAGAAGCCCCAAGAGAGACAGCAGAAGAGCACAUCCUCGGACGGUGCCACCGUCGUAUCAUCAGCUUCCCUAGGAUCUUACUACCAGGCUCCCGAGGCACUGAAGGUUGUAAAGCCAUCCCAGAAGUGGGACGUGUACCCGUUCGGGGUAAUAUUACUGGAGAUGAUCACAGGGAGAUAUCCAAUUGUUCAGGUAGGCCCUUCGGAGAUGAACAUAGUCCAAUGGAUUCAGCUCUGCAUUGAGGAGAAGAAACCGCUAUCCGAUGUGCUGGACCCGUACUUGACUGAAGACUUGGACAAGGAAGAGGAGAUUAUCGGAGCUCUAAAAGUUGCAAUCGCCUGUGUCCAUGGGAGCCCUGAGAGGAGGCCCACGAUGAGGCAUGUAUCCGAAGCCCUCGAGAGAUUAGCCAUAUCAACCGACUGAGACCCAUUAAAAACAAACAGGUCGAUUAGCGAAAGAAUGAUGAAUAAACGGGCAUCAGAGUAAGAUGGGGUAUCUUGUACAUUUGCAGAAAGGGUGUAAUUGGUGAGGGAGGCAUGCAAGUUCUUCUUGUUUCAUCACUGAGGAAUCUUCCAUGUUCUUGUUUUAUUGUCUUCUUCUUUGCAUGAGGCUGAGGGAUAGGGUUCUUAGGGCAGAGAGAGGUCACUAUUGCCAUGAUCAGAACAAAGAGCUCGUGAGAAUUUCAUUCUUCUUCUUUUUUUUUUUCCUUAUACAUGUGAAUCCGGGAUGAGGCAGGGCCUUUUGUCUCUUCUUGUUGUUUUGUGCUGCUGUUUGUAGCUGUAGCUGCUGUUCUCUAGUCUAUGAAGGUGAUUCCAUUGUUUAUUA
This is a messenger RNA of Punica granatum (pomegranate), 2855 nucleotides long. NCBI's taxonomy places the organism in Eukaryota, Viridiplantae, Streptophyta, Magnoliopsida, Myrtales, Lythraceae. The record is from RefSeq and is a predicted model, not a curated record.